UACACAAUGUUACUUUUCUAUCAGUAAUCCAGUGCUUUUCUCGCAUACCCACCAGUAAUGGUUGGUCUUACCGGUUCUUUCUUGGUUGCAGCAGCAGUUGCUGCUGUAUUGUUCCCGUUUUCUGUGACAUCUUUCCCAACCCAUUAUCCGGACUAUAGAUGUGCGACGAACGCACCGCCGCAAAAUAUCCUCAGCCUCAACUCGACAAGUAUCCGUGUUGGCAAUCGUCCAUGGGGACUUGCAUAUCUCAACGAUAACUGGGCGUUCGUCGCAGUCAACUUCUCUGUUGCGGUUCUUAAUACAUCAGGCAAGCAUACUUUGAAUUUCCAUCAAAAUGAGGCACUGACACGAAACAGGGUUUACGCCAAAGUUAAUAAACAAUAUACCUUUCCCAUCGAAUCUCGAUAUGGGCAAUAAAAACAUCACGGAGGAUGGUUACGGAUACCGUGAGCUUUCUAUCACCCACGACAAACGCAAUCUCUAUGUCGCCACUGGCUACGGAGCCGUCAUUUUCGAUGUCCCUAGAGCUAUCGCCGGCAGAGACGACUCAUUUGUAGGGGUGCUAAGCUCGAACGGUCAUGUAGGCAGAAGUGCUAUCGAACUGUCUAUCACCCCUGAUGAUAAAUAUGUCUUUAUAAGCCAAGAGUUCGGGAGUAACUCAUCGUAUAACCGCGGAGCUAUCGAGGUCUUCAACGUGACACGAUUGGCUAAUGGAACAGUUAACAGUGAAUGGAGGGGUUUCAUCGCCCUUGGAUAUGCUGUAGUUGGGCAGCAAUUCUCGAAGGACUAUACGAAACUCUUUGUCACUAGCGAGAUGAAUAGCACGACAGCGGCACCGAAUAGCACAACAGGCGUGCUAAGUGUUCUCGACGUUGAUAAAUUGAAGCAUACGCCUGGCAAGUCAUUGAUUACCAAGUAUAUGAGUGGUUGUCGUCCAGUGCGCUGCCAUCUUUCGACAGAUGGAAACAAGCUUUGGGUAACAGAACGCGAUAUCAACCAUGCGUCUGUGUUCGAUGCCCAGAAGUUGGCCAAUAAUGAUACAACGGACGUAUUUAUGGCUACUGUCAAUACAGGAACGUCCCCCAUUGGAAUCGCUGUAGUUGGAAACCAUAUUCUCACGGCGGACUCGAAUAGAUUUGAUUAUAGUAACGCAUCCACGGGUGUUACUGUCAUUAAUUCUGCAGGAGCUCUAAGUAAAGGGCAGUCAGAUUUUCCUCAAAUUCCUGUUGGAGAUUUCCCUCGUUCUCUUGCGGUUAGCCCCGACGGAAACAGGCUUCUUGUCUCAGAGUUUGGCGAGGGGACUGUGCGGGUAGUAGAUAUAAGCUCAUUGAACAACUAUUAAAGUGUUAGAUCAGAAUAGUAAUGCCCAUAGCUAGAGCCCCUAUUUUUAUUAAUACCUCCGAUUAAUCUUAAAAUCGACUAUUGCGUUGAUUUUACAUUGAAG
Molecule: messenger RNA, 1444 nt
Organism: Truncatella angustata
Lineage: Eukaryota; Fungi; Ascomycota; Sordariomycetes; Amphisphaeriales; Sporocadaceae
Product: cytochrome cd1-nitrite reductase-like protein
Exons: 2
Coding region: 407-1342 (311 amino acids)
Molecular function (GO): protein binding
Source: RefSeq, a predicted model, not a curated record